AUGGCCGGAUCUUGUAGUGUCGCCAGUAGCAACAAAUCCAAGCUCGCCGAUGAAGAGUUCAGUCCGGUGGGCAUGAGGGUACUCCUCAUCGAUGAGAGCACCACCUACCUCAAGAUAAUCACCAAACUGCUGCUUAACUGCGGUUAUAAAGGUCUGACUGUAACAAAUUUUGAGAUUACGUACGUUUGGCGUGUGGAUGAAGUGACGCCCAAGACGGCGGCGCGAGAUGCUGUGGAGGAGCUUCACGAGAACCCUUGGAGCUACGACAUGGUCCUCACCGAGGUGCACGCGCCGGCUGGGAUAGACGGCUUCAACCUCCUCCAGUACGCCGGCACCGACAUGGAUCUACCAGUCGUCGUGUUCUCUGCGGACGACGACAAGAGGACGGUGUUGAAGUGUGUCAACAGCGGCGCGUGCGACUACCUGGUGAAGCCCCUGCGGCACGAGGAACUGAAGAACAUAUGGCAGCAUGUGUACAGGAGGAAGCUGCGCAGCGGUGGUCGUCGCGCUGCAGCUGCAGGAAACAGCAGCAAGGGGGAGAUCAAGAAGAGGUUUAGGUGGCCUAAGGAGCUGCACGAGAGGUUUGUCAGCGUCGUCCUUCAGCUCGGAGUUGAUAAAAAUGCUGAUUAUUAA
Molecule: messenger RNA, 633 nt
Organism: Oryza sativa Japonica Group (Japanese rice)
Lineage: Eukaryota; Viridiplantae; Streptophyta; Magnoliopsida; Poales; Poaceae
Product: two-component response regulator ARR11
Biological process (GO): phosphorelay signal transduction system; cytokinin-activated signaling pathway
Source: RefSeq, a predicted model, not a curated record